UAAAAUUAAAAAUGUAUCCAAAUCGAAUCAAUAGCAAGGCAAGUCGUAGCACGAGAGGAACAAAGACUGGGACGAAGGAUCGACAAAGUGAUCCCAAAUCAACUAGGACAAAACGUCGGAUAUCUUCUACUUCUUCUAUUGCUUCCAAACGCUCAAGGGUGGGUCUGACUCUUGAAAAAAAUAACGAUAGUGACUAUGGCGCAGAUUCAGAUGAAGAAGACUCAGAGAAGGAGAUCAAGACCGUGAGGGACUACGAAGACGCGGUUCGGCGCAAGAUGCUUAAUUCAACCACACAUCGAUACGACGAUGGUACGGAGCAAGAUCUGUUGGUUUACUCUGCCAGUUUAAUGAUGUCCCCCUUAGAGCUCCAGCCUCAGCCCCAGGCACAACGGCUAUUUGAGCAAAUGAAUCUGGAAAGCAGUGAUAGCAUGAACGCCUCAUUAUUGUUAGCAUCACCGCCUAGAGUGAUAUACAGCUUGGGGACGUUUUGUUUGCAUGCAAUCGUUAAGGAUUUUAAGCACUUGGCCUCAGAUUCGGCUGCACAGGAGAACCGAAGAGAAAGAGAAAGAGGAAGGACAAGUGGUGCACAUUUCCGGAAGCAGGUCCAGCGGAUGCCCUUCUAUCUAUCCGCAAGGCUAUUCAAGGCCUUGAAGCAUGCUAGCCCCGAGCUUUUAUCGACCAAAAUCUGGACAUCUCUGUUUUUUCCAUCGAAUCAAGAAACAGAAUCGCCAUUCAAUGGCGCUGAUGGUGGUAAUGGCGGUAGCGGUAGUAAUUGGACUUAUUACAUCACUGAUCUAGACCUUGAAGGUUUGAUCCCGUCUCAAGUGACGGAUUCAAUCCUUCACAAACAUAUACUUCAAACUCUCGGUUUGGGGCCACAGCUGGAACGGGUCAACUUGAAUGGGAUGGACAAGCUCUCAGAUAAAUUCCUGGGACAGUUUGUGAGUGCUUGUCCAUCAUUGAGGAGGUUAUUACUCAAGGGCUGUACUAAGGCAGGUGACCAAAUGUUGAGCCAGCUACCCUCCGAGUCGUUACAAGAGUUGAACAUCAGCUUUGUAGCCGCAGCGACUGCCAAGGGGAUCAAGCACAUGUUAUGGCAUUGUCGGGAAUUGAGGGUUCUCAAGUUGGCUGGCAUGAUCAAUAUUAGAGACACGAUAUUUCUGAAUCUGGAAAAAGAGUUGGCGGCGCAAGAGCCAGAGACAAGCACAGGCAAAGGCAAGGACAAGGACAAGGACAGCUCAUGUGCUGCGUUGCCAUUGCAUACACUUCAGAAUCUAAAGAUAUCCAUGACAAGUUUGGGUGAUCGCGGGUUCAAAAUCCUGAUGAGUCUCUGUGGCAAGACCUUGAAGCGAUUAGAUAUCUCAUCGACUGAGGUUAGGCGUCUAGCGCCCCUCACUCAAUUUUGCAUUUUUGAAGACCAGUCAACAACAACCUCACCUAGCCACAGGACGACAUGUCUCGAGAAACUGAACCUGACACGACUCAAGUUAUACUCGCCGAACGAUGUCUUGACAUUUUUCAAAAAACUUCCGCUUAAUAGUCUCCACACUUUGUUAAUGGGAUAUCUUACAUGUGGCGAUAUUCCUAUUGAAGAUGGGCUUUUGUAUAAGCUUCUCGAACCACUGAUUAUACACUCUUCUAUUACCAAGAUACCAUCAUCAAAUGGUGAUAGUGAGGAAAACAAUCAACCAUCGCCGAUACUAUCAAACUCAGUAACGCUACAUUCGCAUCCAGAUGUAUUUUUUGCUCCUGUAGCCGUUCCUCCGGUUGUCCAGCGCACAGAAUACCGCUUGCAUACCCUUUCGCUUUUCGGGAAUUCACAAGUUGGCAAAUCUCGAUUCCAGAACCAUUGCCUGCAUCUACUAUUCCAGCAUCUCUCACCGUUUCUGAGGCGCCUCGAGCUUGGAUAUACGCAAGUCAAGGCACCUAUUCUCAAAGGACUGCUUCCGCUUGAACCAAAUCAAGUAAAUGUAAGCCUUCAAGAGGUGAAAGUAUCAUCAGAGGGCGAUUAUUUAGCCGAUAACUACACACUUGUGGAGUUAGGAUUAGAUGAGACACCGAUGGGGGAUGACGCCGCCAUAGUACUAUCACGUUUCCGAGGACUAAACCGGUUGUCGUUAGUCAAUACAAGGAUGAGUAAAGAGGCGGUUGAGGAAGUGAUCAAGGCAUGUCCGUUGUUGACCAACUUGGACUUGAAAAGCUGUCGAGCCAUUCCGAUCCUGCAUCGGCGCACACUUUUGAAAGAAGUUCGACAGCAGACGGCGUCACACCUAGUCAUAGAGUGAGAGGAGCGAUAGCAACACUAGCAUGCUGUAAACAGAACAGCAACUGCUACUAAUUUAUUCAGGUG
This is a messenger RNA of Lobosporangium transversale, 2350 nucleotides long. RefSeq lists its product as hypothetical. The record is from RefSeq and is a predicted model, not a curated record. The coding region runs from base 12 to 2285 and encodes 757 amino acids. The transcript has a single exon. Lineage: Eukaryota; Fungi; Mortierellomycota; Mortierellomycetes; Mortierellales; Mortierellaceae.